Messenger RNA from Cooperia oncophora, 414 nucleotides. The record is from the annotation of a GenBank genome assembly. Lineage: Eukaryota; Metazoa; Nematoda; Chromadorea; Rhabditida; Trichostrongylidae.
AUGAUUGGAGAACGAGGAUUAGCUGGAGCCCCUGGACCACAAGGAAUGAUGGGACCUAUUGGACCACCAGGACAAAUAGGUCUUCCUGGUCCUCGAGGACCAGAGGGAACCCCCGGUCUACCAGGACAAAAAGGUGAAACCGGAAAGGACGGUCUUCCCGGUUUACCUGGUUGGCUCGUGAACGAUAAGGGAUACUGUAUUUUGGCCUUGGGAAAUUGCCCGCCGUCUUUCACCCAAAUAGGAGCAUAUCAGGCUCAUGUCGAUAAUUAUCGAUUUGGCGACUAUUCGUUGGUCAAAUCGGCCGGCGUAGGUGGUAACGAGGAGCAGUUUGCAUUGAAAAGUUCAUGCAUGCUGUCGAUAAAUAUUUUUGUUUCUAAACUUUAUUCAAAAGCUGAUGGUGACUUCUUUUUUUAG